ACACACACACACACACACACACACACACAGACUCGCUCUAUGUAACCCGCGCACGCAAGAGCAGACUAUCACAUUCUGAGCCCACAGUUGAGAGAGGCCCAGGUUUGCGCGCGCCCAUUCAGUCUGCCCCACUAGGCCUAGAUCUAGUAGAAUGUCAUCAAUCGUCAACCAGCGGGGGAACACAAGCCGCGCCGCAGCACACGUCACGCGGGCGGGCAUUGAGGUUGGAAUGAGGGGGCUAGUGUGUGUAGCCAAGUUCGUUCGUAGUUUCGUAGCACAGUAGACUUGAGUAGACCCAGGUUUUCGAAGAAAGGGUUAAAGCGGCUGGUUGCCUCAAAAUGGGUGUAAAACGAAUACAACGAGGAUUGUAUUUACUGAUUAUCUAUGGACUGGCAUUUGCAACAGCAUUUCUGACCAUCGUGCGUGUUGGUGUUUUGCUUGUGACUAAAGGUCCAAGAAAAAUGCUUCAUAAAAAGAGGAGGGAAACAGAACCACUUUGCUUUUCAGAUCCCACCUUUGGAACUCAUGGCUAUCUUCACCUUGAGGAGGUUCGACUUCAUUAUGUUAGCAGUGGCUCUCCUGACAAACCUUUGAUGCUCCUUGUCCAUGGUGUGCUUGAGAACUGGUACUCUUACAGAUAUCAGCUGAGAGAAUUUUCAGACAAAUACAGGGUAGUGGCUAUAGAUCAAAGAGGUUGUGGCGACUCAAGCAGACCGUCAGGUAUCAAAGAAUACCAGCUGGAGAGAAUGGUUAAAGAUGUCAAACAGAUUAUCACAGCUCUUGGAUACAGCAAGUGUGUACUGAUAGGCCAUGACUGGGGAGGAGCUGUCACCUGGGCCUUUGCUGGCUGUUAUCCUGAUAUGGUUGAGAAGAUAGUCGUUUGCAACUCUCCUCAUUUCCAUUGUUUCAGGAAUUAUGUUCGCACACACUGGGCUCAGUUUAAAAAAUCCUGGUAUUUUUUCUUCUUUUUGCUGCCAAUCUUACCAGAAAUUUACAUCGGUUUAAAUGACUAUGGGUUCUUGGACCGUAUCUUCCUUGGUAAAACUGCAGGGGUUCAUACAGGAGCCAUGACACAAGAGUAUGUUGAUGCCGUCAAGUAUAUAUUUCCAAACAUAAGCUCAAUGACGCCAUCAAUCAACUACAUCAGAGCCAAUCUCUUGCAUCCUCCUUCAUCUAGAUAUGGCCAAAAAGUUACCAAGCCUGUGCUGCUGAUUUGGGGUUGUCGUGAUUUUUCCUUGGAAAAUGGGCUCGCAGAAAAGACUAAAGAUUUUGCUUACAAUAUGGACAUUAAGUACAUCAAAGAUGCAUGUCACUUUGUCCAUAUGGAUGAACCCGAAAAAGUAAAUUCUUACAUUAGAGAGUUUUUGUCAAAACAGUCACGAUAGAUAUUGCCAAAUAUUGGGACUAAAUAUUGAGCAAAAUCUGUCCUGUCUUGUGUUGGGAACAGAUCAUUUACUGGUGCUGCUUGUCGUAGUAUACAUUAUUUUAUAAACUUUUUUGUGUUGAUCAUAAAAUUUUUAUUUUUUUUGUGUUUGAUAUGUCAGGGCAAUCUUUUUUUCCCCAUGUUUUAAACACUUUCAAUUGAAUUUACAGGAGACCAAGUUUUGUUUUGCUUCAGAAAUUCUAUCAGUAUUGAUGAUCCUAACGAUGCCAUUUUUGAGGUUUUGGCAGUGUGAGAUGUGUACCGUACUGAUUUUGUUUUUUCAUCCAACCUCAGGAACUUGUCUGUUUUUUAAAAAUCAUUUGGAUGUAACAAUUACAAUCUAGCAUGCACAUAACGAAAUCAAGUGGAUGUGGAAAUCUUUUUUUUAUGUACGAAUUUUGCUUUGUGUGUGUGUUUCAAAUAGAAAGAUUGUACUUGUAAGAAGACAUUCAGGAUGUUCAUGUUCAAAUCUGUUCAUGUUUCACUGUGUGCAUGUUCGCUAUGUGUGUGCUUGACUAUACAGUCAAACCUGUUUAAAACUACCACCCAUUGUCAAGGAGAAAAGUGGCCGUAUAACACAGGUGGCCAUCUUGGGCAGGACUGGUCAAAGUGAAGAAAGCAAAUCAUUCUCUUCUGAUGUCCAAACAGGGGCUGAUCUCAGACUUUAGACGCCGUAAGGCUAAUUCAAAAGGGUUUUUGUUUCCUUUUGAGAAAGGGGGGUAGGUGGUGUAAGAAGGGUUUCUUUUGGUUGGUUUGUUUUUUAGCAAUCUUUCUUUUUGUUGCUUAUUUUGUGCAAGAGUAAAAAUGAACUAAAUAUUAUGUAAGUAAGACGAUGAAGACCGAGUACCAUGGUAAAACAAACCCACGGGUCAGCACCACUCGGAAAAGGAGCGACUCUUCUGUCUCAAGUUCACGUCAACGUCCAUUGUUACUUUGUUACAGAUUAGGUAAACAAAACAGUGACCAGUCACCUCACUUACGAUAUGUGCAUGAGUUGUGGGCAGGGCUUAUAGGUUAUGACUGAUCAUGCUUCCCUCACAAGCAGUUGAAAAUUCAUUGUUGGGCCUACCCAUUGGUCAACUUGGGUAAACAUUCACUGGAGGGACUAACAAUAACGACAGGUGAAUGAAUUAUGAUUGCCCGUCCACAGCGCGAGGGGCCGAUUAAAAAUUUAUGACAAAGCGUCGGGCAAUGAGUGACCCCGCUUGGCCGCCUGAGGCAGAAAAAUUUGACAGUGGGUUGAUAAAAUAAGGUGGCCGUGGCCGCAUUGGACAGGUGACUGUUUUACACUGUUAAAUUAUAUAGAAAAAACGCUAGGGGGAAAAUGGAAAGUGACUGUUUGUACAGGUGGUCGUAUUAUACAGGUGGCCGUCAUGGCAGGUUCGACUGUACUUGGAGCAUUGGGGGCGGGGGAGAAUGAAGAAGGAAACCUUUUGGACCCCUCAACUCUUGAUGUUCUGUUCUGGCACCUGUGGUGUAGCAGAACAGUUAGGCUCUUUGCUGUUCAUAUAUAUGCAGGUUUGUUGCUUCCCAUUUGGAAAUGUCUAUUUUAUAUAGUAUCCAUGUCUUUCUAUUGGGAUUCUAUCCCAUUAAGUCUGGGUUAGACCAGGAUUAAUGCUGCCUGUCUCCUAAGUUAUCUGAAUUGCAUAAAGGAGGGUGCAAAACUUUAUUUAAAGUUAAACUUUUGCAUAUGAGGUCGGGAAAUGCUUCACAUUGUUUGAAAGACCUUAUGACAUAUGUUACAUUAAUAUAAAAAAUAUAAGUGUUUAAUUUUAAUGAAGUGCAGUAGUUAGCAUCUGUAAUUUUGUGUGUGUUUGGGGGGGGGGGGGGGAAUGGAUGUUGUAAAGUUAUUACAUCUCUCUCCUAGGAAAGUCAUUGUGCAUCUAUGAUUUGUACAUGAUAACUUCAAAAGUUGGUUCUUUGUGAUCAGGCAAGGCAUUAAUAUAUACAUAAAUACUCACAUGCUAAAUAUGAUUGAGAACUUAAACCGAUGUUGAUGUAAAGAAUGUCUACUCAUCAGUUACUUUUGUUCGGUUUCAUGUAAAGUGCCAUACAUGUAUUGUGAAGUUUUGCUUUUUGGUACCUCUCUUUUUAUUACCUCUACCACAUUCCAUGACCCUCUUUGUAUUUUGAUAAGUCUGAAGAAUAAAUACUACUUAAGUCUAA
Aplysia californica (California sea hare) is the source of this 3589-nucleotide messenger RNA. Its product is annotated as epoxide hydrolase 4. The transcript is spliced from 7 exons. Bases 339 to 1385 code for a protein of 348 amino acids. The record is from RefSeq and is a predicted model, not a curated record. Gene Ontology annotation, molecular function: hydrolase activity. NCBI's taxonomy places the organism in Eukaryota, Metazoa, Mollusca, Gastropoda, Aplysiida, Aplysiidae.